Messenger RNA from Amphiprion ocellaris (clown anemonefish), 1967 nucleotides. It is a transcript of the gene ghrhrb, whose product is annotated as growth hormone releasing hormone receptor b. Gene Ontology annotation, molecular function: G protein-coupled peptide receptor activity; peptide hormone binding; vasoactive intestinal polypeptide receptor activity. Lineage: Eukaryota; Metazoa; Chordata; Actinopteri; Pomacentridae. Gene Ontology annotation, cellular component: plasma membrane. Gene Ontology annotation, biological process: cell surface receptor signaling pathway; adenylate cyclase-modulating G protein-coupled receptor signaling pathway. The transcript is spliced from 13 exons. The record is from RefSeq and is a predicted model, not a curated record. Bases 272 to 1678 code for a protein of 468 amino acids.
GUCAGCGCGCAGCUCUCCUCCUCCCCUCUCGGUGCUUUCAGAGCGGAGCGCAUCUUUUUUUCCGGCUCCGUCGGUCUCCGCUCUCCUCGGUGCGUACUGCGGACCUUCAACGGAUACCGACGACAUUCAUCCCGGCAAUCUGCCAGGCAGCUGCUCAGUUCAUGGACUGUCGCGGUUGUGUAAACUGAACGGGGAAAUAGUUUCUCCUUCUCCAAGACUUUGUCAUUGGACACAUCGCUACCUUUACGCGUGAACUUUUACAAGCGUAAAAAUGUUCUUUCACCGCGUGUUCCUCUGUGGGAGCCUCAGGAUGAAGUGGACGGACACGUUGCUUCACUUGGGUCUGUUCCUGCAGCUGGCGGUUCGGGAUGCGACGGAAGCGAUCCACCCAGACUGCGCUCUGGUGGUUCAGCACAUGAAGGCUCAGGAAGAAUGCGACCAGAUCCUCAGGCAAGAGGAGAACAACCACUCUGACAAGACAGGCUGUCCGACAGUUUGGGAUGACAUUCGGUGCUGGCAUCGUGCUGAAUUUGGACAGGUGAUCAGCGUCUCGUGUGCCAACGUCUCCCAGCUGUUUGCUAAUAACCAAGGUUACAUCUAUAGGAACUGCACUGAAGAAGGAUGGUCUGAUCUCUACCCAUCCUAUGAGGAGGCCUGCGAAUUUGCAGAGGAUGAAGAGACAGAACCAGAGACAACAUAUUUCUCCAACUUCAAACAGGUGUACACUGCUGGCUAUGCCACCUCCCUUAUCUCUCUUAUUUCAGCUAUUUUUGUCUUCACUGUCUUCAGGAAGUUUCACUGCACCAGGAAUUACAUCCACAUCAACCUGUUCUUCUCCUUCAUCCUGAGAGCGAGUGCUGUCUUUAUCAAAGACGGAGUCCUUUUUUCUGAUGAAAACCUGGACCACUGCUUCAUGUCUACGACAUCCUGUAAAUCAGCCGUGGCCUUCUUCCAGUUCAGUAUUCUGGCAAACUACUUCUGGCUGCUGGUGGAGGGCAUGUACCUGCAGACGCUGCUUGCUCUCACCUUUGUCUUCCAGAAAAAGUACUUCUGGUGGUACAUACUCAUCGGCUGGGGUCUCCCAACUACAAUCAUAACAGCCUGGAUUCUCACUCGAAGCUUCUACAAUAACACAGGGUGCUGGGAUGACACAGAUGUGGCCUUUGUGUGGUGGAUCAUAAAAGCGCCAAUAACUGCAUCAGUACUGGUGAACUUCAUCAUCUUCAUCAAUGUAAUCCGUAUUCUGGUCCAGAAGCUGAGAUCUCCUGGUGUUGGUGGAAACGAUACCAGUCACUUCAAGAGAUUGGCCAAAUCCACUCUGCUGCUCAUCCCUCUGUUUGGGAUGCACUACAUGGUGUUUGCCAUCCUGCCAGAACAAACAGGAGCAAAGGCCCGAAUCUUCAUAGAGCUUGGUCUGGGAUCUUUUCAGGGAUUUGUUGUGGCCCUGCUCUACUGUUUCCUGAAUGGUGAGGUGCAGGCGGAGCUGAAGAAGAGGUUUUGGAAAUGGCAGACUCAGAGUUACCUGAGCUACAGUAAACGACGGCGCACACUGUUCACUGAAAGCAGCACAGUCACUCAGAUAUCUGUCCUGGACAAAUCCAGCCCCAAAGAUCAGCCGGUCUCAGACACACUCGCGCUCACACACAGCCUCACACCCAACAACGUGUCCGCUGUCUGAGACACAGCGCUGAUAGUCACGUCCUUUACUGAAACAUCUUCAUGGUAUCUGGACAUCGUUCUGAACAGAGACUCAACACCAGAGCCUGUGUUUAAGGUACCUCUUAACUGUGUAUGGUGGGAUUUUUUCAGAGCUUUGUUUAAUGUCUAAACUUACUGUACAGUAGGUCUAACUCAAACAUGAAACUUUCCCCGACAGCGACAUUGGUCAUAGUGUUUCAGAAAGAGAGGUCAUAUCUUUUGUGUGUGCUUUGUGGCUCCUUGUCCACAUCUGACACACACUUAGUUGU